UUGAGUUUAUUUUUUAACUUUCCUUUUUGUUUUGUAUCGGGCACGUGGCAAACACGAUCUUUUGUACUUAACACCUGACAUGGACGAGGCCUCAGCCAGAGCUUUAACACUAAUCGAUUCUAAACCAACCAUCGUUUCUCGCAAAUUUCGUCCUUGCGUUCUAUUUAUUAUCACAUUGUUGAGAAAGGAAAUAAUCUUGACUUUACAACACCAACAAUAGAUCCGAUUCUCCGCAGCAUCCCCGAUCGACGUGCUACUAUAGACUGGGUAGUGUUGUGUGUUGCCAAACUGAACUCAACACUCCUCGACUCGACUAUUUGAAGCUAGAUCUGUAAUGCAAAUACUUGUAAGCCGGCCCAAAGACAACAGGAGACUACAGUCCUACAACUCUUACUGCGUGCACAUUUUCGGAUCAGCGUAAAUAGACAAAAACAAAUGCGCAAAGUGCUUUAUGCGCAAUAAUAAUUUACAGUUUCCAAGGCGAACGGCAACCACGUCGCUAUUCAUUCCUUUCUCACAAUAAUGAUUAUGCGAUGAAUUCCCUUCCUUUUAUAUAAUUAACGUUUCUUUUGCAAUGCUUGUUCCUAUUUUUACCCUCAAACUGGGCCAUAAAAUCCAUCCACGAACAGCUGCGUUGGGACGGUACGAUGGAAGACAUCCUUGCCUGACAGCGGGCACAACGGCUGGAAAGGUUUUUAUCCACAAUCCCCACAGUAGUGCCUUACAAGGUGGCAGAGCAAUUGCAAGUCACGAUAAUGACAUUAGCAUUUUAAACAUCAACCAACAAGUGUCUGCUGUUGCCGCUGGUCCAUUGAAUUCCACUGGAUGCGACACACUUCUAGUUGGAACACCCACGAACUUCUUGGCCUAUGACGUGGAGAACAAUUCUGACCUCUUCUAUAAAGAUAUUGCAGAUGGAGCAAAUGUAAUUGUGACAGGCAGACUUGGAUCUUUUGAGAAUCCGUUAGCAAUAGUGGGUGGAAAUUGUUCUAUUCAAGGAUUUGACUUUGAAGGAAAUGAUGAAUUCUGGACAGUGACAGGAGACAAUGUCUGCUCUUUGGCAAUGUGUGAUUUUAACGGUGAUGGACUGGCAGAGCUACUUGUUGGUUCAGAAGACUUUGACAUCAGAGUGUUUAAAGAAGAUGAAAUUAUCGCAGAGAUGACCGAAACUGAGUCUGUAACCUCUCUCUGUCCAAUCAGAGGAUCAAGAUUUGGUUAUGCCCUAGGAAAUGGCACUGUGGGAGUUUAUGAUAAAACAGCAAGAUACUGGAGAAUAAAGUCAAAAAACCAGGCAAUCACGAUUCACAGUUUUGAUCUUGAUUCUGAUGGAGUGCCAGAGCUCAUCACUGGUUGGUCCAAUGGAAAGAUUGAUGCUCGUAGCGACAGAACAGGAGAGGUGGUGUUUAAAGAUAACUUCUCUGCUGCAAUUGGUGGUAUUCUUGAAGGAGACUAUCGCAUGGAUGGCAAAGUGGAACUUAUUUGUUGUUCAGUGGAGGGGGAAGUUCGUGGGUACUUGCCAGCAUCUGCCGAAAUGAAAGGCAACUUGAUGGACGUCAAUGUUGAACAAGAUGCACUACGAGACUUGGCGCAAAGGAAACAAAAUUUACUGUUGGAACUGAAAAAUUAUGAGGAAAAUGCUAAGGUUGGAAAGGUCGGAGGUCAAGAGGUUGACCAAUCACAGAUGGGAGUCAUACCAGCCAAUACUCAACUGCAGACCUCGCUGUUGGUAAACCCAGGGAGUGAACAAGUUCAGCCUCAUGUGCAGCUCUCAAUUUCAACCACCAAUGAAACUGUUAUUCGAACUGUGAUGAUAUUUGCUGAAGGAGUGUUUGAGGGGGAAAGUCAUGUUGUCCAUCCAUCACAACAAAGUUUAAAGUCAUCACUUCAAGUUCCAGUGUUUCCACCCAGAGAUAUUCCUGUUGAUCUUCACAUCAAAGCUUUUGUUGGCCAGAAAUCCAGCAACCACUUCCAGGUUUUUGAGCUUACAAGACAGCUGCCCAGAUUCACUCUGUACAUAUCUUGCCCAGACGGUUAUGCUGAACCAAAAUCCAGCUGCUCCUUUCACAUUAAUGAACGAGUGAACAGGGCUGUUAUGUGGCUAAAUCAGAAUUUUCUCCUCCCUGAUGAGAUAGAGAGCAGGGAUGGGGAUCUUGACAUAAUGUUCCUUUCUCUGAGAACUGGUAACCCCCUGGCAAUCAAAAUGGAUCAAAGCGGAAAUGUGAGUAUCAAGACAGAUGACAUGGAUUUAGCAGGAGACAUCAUUCAGGCACUCGCAACCUUCUUGGGAAUUGAGGACUUACAGACCACAGCAGAAUUUCCUGACCAUUUGGAAGAACUUCGUGGGGUGUUACUUAAGGUGGACGAACUGCAUGCUGUGAGACAAAAACUGACUGCUGAGAUGGCGGAUCACUCCAACUUGAUCAGAAGCUUGGUCGUCAGAGCUGAAGAUGCCAGAUUGAUGGGAGACAUGAAAAAUAUGAGAAAGGGCUACAUGGAACUGUAUGACCUAAACAGAGAUCUAAUUAACGGGUACAAGAUCAGAUGUAACAAUCACACAGAGCUUCUUUCCUGUCUUAAACUAGUCAACCAGGCCAUUCAGCGCGCUGGAAAGCUUAGAGUGGGAAAAGCUAAAUCUCAAGUUAUUGCUGGCUGCCGACAAGCGAUCAAGAACAACAAUGUCAACGGCUUGUUCAAGAUAAUCAAAGCUGGUUCCCUAUGAAGUCUCACCAUCGCAGUCCCUAAAGCAUGUAUUAAGCUUUAAAUGCCUGCUAUUCUUGUGAAUUUGGAAUCUGGCAUCUGGCUGUGGUGUAGGCAAUCGAUAGUCCACGAGAACUCUUUGCAUGUGGGUUGUUUGAGUUCAGUGCGUGUUUUCAGUAUUAAUCAGAACCGUCCUUGACGUUGCUUUAAAAAAAAUUAACGAUUAGAUUCAACUUUUGCCUUUGUCGAGGGUUGUUUAAAAGGUGGUCGUGGUAAAAGAACGUCUUUACUCUGCUUUAAUAAUUUGGUCCUUAAAUUAUGUUAGAUGGCCUUUUUUUUAAAAAAAAACCUUAUUUAUUAAGAAGUGUAAAAAGAAGCAUGCUCACUCGUACGAGGGUUUGGCGGGAUUGGAGGAAGUGAAGGCUUCUGUUUACGUACUUCUUGCCAAGCGUCAGGACUGAGUUGUUCAUUUUUGAUAAUGACAUUCGGCAAAGGCUGGAAAUAAACUUUAUUGAGAACUUUUAAGCAAUAAUUAGGAUCAAAGCGCGCUUGUGUGUGUGUGAGCGAUAAGACUGAAAAUAAGUAAUUAAUACAAUAUCUAAGUACAAGAUAUAACAGCAACAAGAACAGCGACACAAAACUAAAUUAAAUAGAAAUGCAACUAGGUCCGGUUGUAAACCGCUUUAAAAAAAAGGAAACAAGGCGUUAGCAAAAACUAAACGAAACGACUGACUUAAUUGAAUUCGACUAUCAAUGAAAAUUGUCUCACUAAAAAAACGCGUAUACUGGUGCUAAUAUCAAUAUUUUUUUGUUUGAAUUUUUUUACUGCCCGGUAAGAAACAUAAAGCAAUAAACGUUCGUGACCUUC
Messenger RNA from Stylophora pistillata, 3565 nucleotides. Its product is annotated as BBSome complex member BBS2. Gene Ontology annotation, cellular component: membrane; ciliary basal body; neuron projection. NCBI's taxonomy places the organism in Eukaryota, Metazoa, Cnidaria, Anthozoa, Scleractinia, Pocilloporidae. The record is from RefSeq and is a predicted model, not a curated record. Gene Ontology annotation, biological process: non-motile cilium assembly. Gene Ontology annotation, molecular function: protein binding.